CAUAGAUGCACGCAUGUGAUCGAGUCCUUGCACGCUUCUUAACGCAUGAUGAACGGAGAGGGAUCCGCACCGUGCAAUAUUCAUACUUUGAUCAUCAUUAACUUAAUAAUAAUAAAUACGAGCAGUCGCCGGAGAGUGGUUUCUGAAGAGGAUGAGCAAGAUAUGAUAGAGUGCAUGUCGCCGGAGGAGAUCGGCCGGUACCGCGCCGUCGCCCAGCAGAACUCUGUAGAGUCCAUCAGGGCGGCCGAGGAGCGGUACGAGAAGGCCAAGCAAGCCGGUGCCGGGGUCCUCCACGGGACCAGAGACACCGUCGCCCAUGGCCUCGGUGCUGCGGGGCUCUGGGCCGCCGCUAUGGGCACCGAGGCCAAGGACAGGGCUGCUCAUGGGGCUCGUGCUGCCGCUGAGUACACCACCGAGAAGGGGUCCCUGGCCAAGGAUUACGCGGCUGAGAAGGCCCAUGCCGUGGCGGAGGUUGCCGCGUAGCAGGCUUCUUCGGUGAAGGAUACGACCGUCGAAAAGAGCCGUCAGGGGCUCGAGGUCGCAAAGGAUGCCGCCGUGAGUGCAGGCGAGUCCGCCAUGGACUACGCAGAGCAGGCCGCGUUGAAGGCCAAGGAUGUCGCUGUGAGUACCGGCGAGACCGCGAGGGAGGCAGCGACGAAGACGAAGGACGCCACGGCGAGUGCGGGCGACACAGAAGGCAGAGGAGGCAAUAGAAGCAGCCAAGAGAGCCCUAGACUCAAGAAGCACUUACUACAUCAUUCAUCGUCUUGAGCUUGGUGAUAUUGAUCUGCAUUUCCGAUCUAAA
This is a messenger RNA of Musa acuminata subsp. malaccensis (wild Malaysian banana), 805 nucleotides long. The record is from RefSeq and is a predicted model, not a curated record. NCBI's taxonomy places the organism in Eukaryota, Viridiplantae, Streptophyta, Magnoliopsida, Zingiberales, Musaceae.